Cimex lectularius (bed bug) is the source of this 1563-nucleotide messenger RNA. Its product is annotated as antizyme inhibitor 2-like. Lineage: Eukaryota; Metazoa; Arthropoda; Insecta; Hemiptera; Cimicidae. The transcript is spliced from 9 exons. Bases 123 to 1355 code for a protein of 410 amino acids. Gene Ontology annotation, molecular function: ornithine decarboxylase activity. Gene Ontology annotation, cellular component: cytoplasm. The record is from RefSeq and is a predicted model, not a curated record.
CUUCUCCCCUUUCUCACCACGAACUAGGAAUUGAGUUCCGGAAAAAAAAGCAAACCUCCUGGCCAUUUGUGUGCCUCCCUCCAGCUAGCAGAGACCACUUUUUUGAUAAAAAAAUUAAUACAAUGAAAACUGAAUGUGGGAUUAAUAUAAUUAAAUCCAACUCUGAGAUAAGAGAUUAUAUGACUCAUGUAAUACAAAAGCAGGAUGAUUCCUUUUAUAUAUUGAACUUAACAACAUUGGAAACAAAAUACAAAGAAUGGAGGUCCAAUUUACCAACUGUAACUCCUUUCUAUGCAGUUAAAUGCAAUCACUCGAUUAUGGUCAUUAAAACCCUAGCUGCUCUUGGCUGUAACUUUGAUUGUGCAUCAAAGUCGGAAAUUAAAAAAGUGCUGUCUGUGGGAGUUAGCCCUGACAGGAUAAUAUAUGCAAACCCAGCAAAAAUGCUAAGUCAUCUUGAUUACGCAGCGAAACAUGGUGUACGCAUGAUGACAUAUGAUAAUGCUUCAGAAAUUGAUAAGAUAAAAGAACACUACCCAUUAGCCCAUAUGGUGCUAAGAAUAAGAGCAGAUGCGCUGGAUGUUUCUGUACCUUUGGGCACAAAAUUUGGCUGCGAUCCAGAAUUGGGUUUGGAUCUUAUCAUGGCAGCCAUCAACAAGGGGCUUAAAGUGAUAGGAAUCUCUUUUCAUGUUGGUAGUGGAUGCAGGGAAGUGGGUGCUUAUGCAAGGGCAAUCCACAUUGCAUGCAAUUUGAUUAAAAAAGCUAAAGAGAACAAUGUUUCUCUUAGCCUGCUAGACAUCGGAGGAGGCUUUUCUGGAAAUGAUUCUCUUCAGUUUUCAGAAAUGUCAAUACUAAUAAAUGAAGCAUUGCAUGAAGAAAGGGAAGUUCUUAAAGGAAUAAGAGUAAUUGCUGAACCAGGAAGAUUCUUCGUCUGGAGUGCUUAUACACUUCUAACAAGUAUUAACGGCAUGAAAGAAGAAGGAAGUAAGAUACAAUACUACAUAAAUGAUGGGAUAUACAGUUCCUUCAACUGUAAACCUACAGAGAAUAUAAUAAAGUAUCCAACCCCAUUUAAGAGAGUGCAGCAAGGACCAUUGAAAAAUUGUUGCAUUUGGGGCCAAACAAAUCGCCAAUUGGAUUUAGUCUCAAGCCAUUGUCUCCUACCUGAAAUGAAUGUGGGUGAUUGGCUUAUGUUCACUGAAAUGGGGGCUUAUUCAAUACCUCUAAGUAUGAACUUUAAUGGCUAUCCAAUACCAAAUGAACAUUACUUCGUCACCAAAGAAACAUGGUCCAGCAUAGGUGAUUUUUUUCGUAACCUUGAAAAACAGAAAACAAAAGAGAAAAAUAAUGCUAUUUGAAGCAAGACAAUAAAUAAAUAAUUUAUCAAAAAUUGUUAUUUAUUCCAUAUGGUAUGGUAUUAACCCAAUAUUGUUACAUAUUUCAGCUUGUAAUUUUCAAAUCAAAUUUUGUUUUAAGACAUAAAUUUAAGAACCAACAACAAAAGUAAUCAGAAUUUUGUUUUUCAACUCGUUACUUGUAAUUAAUAAUUCCCUAUAAACACAUAUC